Chlorella variabilis is the source of this 4263-nucleotide messenger RNA. RefSeq lists its product as hypothetical. NCBI's taxonomy places the organism in Eukaryota, Viridiplantae, Chlorophyta, Trebouxiophyceae, Chlorellales, Chlorellaceae. Bases 1 to 4263 code for a protein of 1420 amino acids. Gene Ontology annotation, biological process: phosphatidylinositol dephosphorylation. The transcript is spliced from 19 exons. Gene Ontology annotation, molecular function: protein binding; phosphatase activity; calcium ion binding. The record is from RefSeq and is a predicted model, not a curated record.
AUGGCAGGCUUCGAGGACCUGCUGCCUGGCGAGAUUGCCAGCAAGCGGAAGCCCGGCCCGGCUCCCAUGCGGGCACCCGCCGCUGGCAGCACCCCCACCCAGCAGCCCCCCAGCGCGCCUGCCGUCGUCACCUCCUUGCCGGCUCGGCCGCUCUCGCAGUCGACAUCGCCAGGACCCGCUGACUCAUCUGUUGACGGCGUGCCAGAUAGCAAGGUGGAUGCCUGGUUCCAGCUGGCAGACGCUGACGGGGACGGCCGGGUGGCGGACAGCGAGGCCCGAGACUUCUUCCUCACCUCGGGCCUGGCGCCAGCAGACCUGAGCAAGAUCUGGAAGCUAGUCAAGUCUCCCGACGUGAUUGCAAGGGAGGGCAAGGGCCUCAGCCGCCACCGCUUUGCCCAGGUGCUGCGCCUCAUCGCGCUGGCACAGUGCAGCGACUACCCUUUCACGCAGGAGAAUGCCGGCGCGGCGCUGCACAGCAACACGUGGCUGGACCUGCACGGCGUGCCGCUGCCGCCGCCGCGCGUGGGUGGGCUCCAGGCGCAGCAGCCGGCCGAGGGUGUGGAUGGGCAGGCGGCGGCAGAGCCGGCGGCGCCUGAGCAGCAGCAGCAGCCGCAGCAGCAGCAGCAGCCGCGGCCCGACAGCGUAGGCGGUGCGCAGGGGCAGGCAGAUGCGGCAGACUCGGCGUCGGAUGCCUCGGGCGCCGCCGGCUUGUUGGGCGGCGACCUGGCAUUGAGUGCGGGGGUUGCAGGCAGCAGCGGCGCAGCCCCUGCCCCCUACGAUUAUGACGACGACGACCUGUUUGGCCUGAGGGCGCUGCAGGUGAGGGCCGCCUCUCACGGGGCAUCCACCAGCGACGAGGCGGCGGCGCGCGCGGCGGCACUGGCGACAGACGCAGCAGCAGCAGCGGCAGCAGAGGAUACAGCGGCCCCUAGUUCGGGGGGCAUGGUGCGCCGCAUGUCGCGCAGCAUCGCGGUGUCCGACCAGAACAGAAUACAGCGGGUGCACACAGGAGAGCUGGAGGCGCCGGUGGCCUUUGAGGCGCGCCUGCCUCCGCUGCAGCCCAAGGUGUCGGCCAAGCUGACCAUGCUGGCUGCCGCCAACGGCUCGCUGUUUGCGGGGCCCGCCGUGGGCGGCGGCCUGCUGCAGUGGGGGCGCCCCGAGGGCAACAUGCGGCGGCCGCUGGAUGUGGAGGGGCAGCACGUGCGCCAGGGUGGCAAGCUGUCCCGCCUGAUGUCAGACCUGAUGUACACGUACAGCAGCGAGACGAAUGUGGCCACAGAGGACACGGAUGCGGCGCCCGCCAUCGAGGUGCACGCCUGCGACAAGGGCCGCGCCUCCUGCUGCGUGCUGGUGGACGGCGCCGCGCAGCUGCUGUGGGUGGCGGACAAGGAGGGCUGGGUGUAUGCCUACGACAUCUCCGGGGAGCCCUGCAUGUCCCUCAAGGCGGGCCACCGCGCUUUCCAGUUCCAGGCGCACCGCGUGGGAUACGUGACGGCCAUGUGCCGCACGCCGCAGGGGGAGCUGUGGACGGGGUCGUCCCGUGGCAACAUGCGGGUGUGGGAGUUGGGUGAGCCGGCGCUUGUGGGUGACACCCCCGAGCCGCCGCGCUCCCGCGAGCUGCGCAAGGGCUUUGGCGAGCGCGCCCACAGCGGGCCUGUGGUGGCGCUGGCCUGCCCCGCCGACGGCCAGCUGGUGUGGAGCGCGUCGGGCAAGGGGGUGCUGCUGUGGGAUGCAGCCUGCGGCGCCUUCCUGGGCAUGCUGCAGCGCUCCGCGCCGCGCUUUGCCAGCCAGCCGAGCCAGGCGGAGAUGUCGCCGCUGGCCGGCGUCGAUGUUGGCCUAGAGACGGACCCAAUCACCCGCUAUGUGGUGGCCCGCCCCCCUAGCUCCGACUGGCCCCGCAUCACCGCCGAGCAAGAGGCCUGGGCUGCGCAGACCGACAACAACAUCAACGAGCUGAUGGAACGAGUGUCCAUCGGCGGCAGCAAGGUGGUGCAGGGGGCGGGCAAGGCGGUGAAGCUGCUGGGCAAGCUGGCGCGCGGGCUGGGCGGCAGCGCGCCCGCCCCCGCCGCCGACGCGCCCAAGCCCUCAGCCAACCGCGCCCCCAGCAGCAGCUCGUUGGCCGGCGCGGGCAGCGUGCCGGGGCCCCUCACAGAUGAUGAGGCGGGGUACCCUCACGUGUCGGGGAUGGUGGGGGAGAUCGUGACGCUGGUGGCGCCGCCGGGCGGCGGCGUGUGGGUGGCCCACAAGUGCGGCAUUGUGGACCGGUACACGGCGGCGGGGCAGCGCCUGGGCUCCACCGACUGCGGGCCCGCCAUCACGGCUGCCUCCGUGCGUGACCAGGAGGGCGGCGCGCUGCGGGUGUUCCAGGCGCACGCGGCGGCCAUCCUGAGCAUCACGCAGGCCGGCUCCCGCACCUACAGCCUGGCUGCCGACGGCAGCAUCAAGGGGUGGAGCUCCGCUGUGCCCCACGACGCAGAUGCCCACGCGCUUGCGUCGUGGGACGAGCAGGCAUGCACCACCUUCAAGCGGGAGAGCCUGCGCGUGCUGUGCGUGACGUGGAACGUCGGGGAGAGCAAGCCUGAGCCCGGGUCGCCCUUCUUCCGCUGGGUGCACGAGGCGGCGUUCAACACGCAGCUGGCGGUGGUGGGGCUGCAGGAGAUUGAGAUGGGCAGCUCGUCAGUGGCCCUGGCCGCCGCCAAGGACGCCUUCUCCCACAAGAUGCAGGAGCGGGGCAACACCAACGCCAAGUUCUGGAGCGCGGGCGUGCUGCAGGCGCUGGGCGGCGAGCGGCACUGGCACCAAGUGGGGCUGCGCCAGCUCAGCGGCAUGCUGGUGCUGGUGUAUGCGCGCAACCACCUGCGGUCCAGCAUCGGCGAGGUGACGACGGCCAGCGUGGCGUGCGGCGUGCUGGGCGUGGGCGGCAACAAGGGCGCUGUGGCGGUGGAGUUCUCGGUGCACCGCCGCAGGAUCGCCGUCGUGUGCUCCCACUUUGCGGCGCACCAGGGCGCCGUGGAGGCUCGCAAUUCCAACUACGCCACCAUCUGCCGCCAGCUGACCUUCAGCCGGCGGGCGUGGUACGCGGAGGAGGAGGCGGCGGCAGCGGCGGCGGCCACGGCCACCCCAGCCCUGGCCGCCAGCAAGUCCAAGGGGCCGCAGGGACACUACCUGGGGGCUGCGGUGUUUGAUGACGCGGCAGACGUGGACAGCGACGCCGACAGCGCCGCGGGCUUUGACCCCCCCGCCGUGCCCAGCCCCGGCGCCACGCCGGUGACGGAGGAGGUGGUGCAGGGGGAGGGGAUGCGGGAUGCGGAGAUGCUGGUGUGGCUGGGCGACUUCAACUACCGCAUAGACGGCGCGUACGAGGCGGUGAAGGAGCGGGCCAUUCGCAACGAGCUGUCGCCGCUGCUGAAGCUGGACCAGUGCCGGCGGGAGAUGGCGUUUGGGCGGGUGUUCCGCGGCAUGCGCGAGGGCUGCAUCACCUUCCGCCCCACCUACAAGUUUGACAAGGCCAGCGCCAACCCCUUUGGGUACGACACCAGCGAGAAGCGGCGCAUCCCCGCCUGGUGCGACCGCAUCUUCUUUCGGGGCACCCGCCCCUUCCCCACGCCAGAGGCGCUGGAGGGCGAGGGCUGGGCGCCGCUGAAUGAGGAGGAUGAGGUGGUGGUGCGAGCGCUGGAGUACAGCUGCUGGGCAGACGUGACAGACUCUGACCACAAGCCCGUGUAUGCUGUGCUGGAGGCAAACCUGCCUGUCACCAACCAGGCCAAGAAGCGCGGGGUGUGCAGCCAGCUGCUCAAGGAGUGCGCCGCCGUGGCGCUGGAGGGCGCCACCGACGCGGCUGCCAGCCUGGCGCCAGACCACGUCAAGCUGCACCCCAGCGCCAUGCCGCGCCAGAUGCUGCUGCUGCGCAACGACGGCUCGCAGCCGCUGCUGUUUGCGGUGAGCCACGGCUCGGGGGACACGGCGGCGGCAGCGGUGGCGGCCGCCGUGGCGCGGCACGGCAGCGAGGAGGAGGCGGCGGCGGUGGCGGCGGCGCACCAGCUGCUGGAGGUGCGGCCGGUGCGGGGCGUGGUGCAGCCGGGCAAGGACCAGGCCAUCCAGGUGCACCUGGCGGGCGACGAGUGGGCUCUGCAGGGCGCUGAGCAGGCGCCCGAGAUGUCGUACCGCGUGUGUGUGGGCAGCGAGUACAGCGCCGGCGGGGAGGGCAACGCCCCCGGCUCCGCCACACUGACCUUCACCGCCACCUGCCUGACACACUUGUGA